CCAUGUGGUAGUGCAGUUACUGAUGGAUUAGAAUAACGGCGGUCGGUGGUAUUAAUGUUAUAACCGCAUGUCCAGCCUGUAGCUUGUGUGGAAUAUCUCGCCAAGUGUUGAUUUUAUUGAGUGAUGAGUUUACCAGUUUAUAUUUGUUCUCAGCCUUUGAUGAGCUGUUAGUUGCAUGCUUCCUAUUAUGUGACAGGCUACAGCUCACAAAGUAUUAAUUCAUCGUGGAUAUCACAGCAGAUCAAUGACGAGGACGAUUUAUCAGCGGGGUUCGUACACGUGUUUGUGACAACUUGUUGACAGCUCGAGUCUGGGAUUACAUCUUCCAUUCCACUAUGCCAGGAAGAAAGGGAAUUCUCCAGUCACAAAACACUUUUUUGGACACAAUCGCAACACGAUUCGACGGAAUCCAUAGUAACUUUGUCCUUGGCAAUGCUCAGGUGACGGGGAAACCCAUCGUGUACUGCUCGGAUGGUUUCUGUGAGCUCACUGGGUAUGGCCGGGCCCAAGUCAUGGCGAAGCGCUGCGCCUGCAAGUUCCUGUUUGGUAAAGAUACGGACAAUGAUGAAAAACAGAAGAUUGAAAGUGCCUUGGAAGACAAAAAAGAAACUAAAACCGAAAUUCUUCUUUACAAGAAAAAUGGCAGCCCAUUCUGGUGUCUCCUGGACAUCGUGCCCAUCAAGAAUGAGAAGCGGCAAGUCGUCCUGUUCCUGGUGUCCCACAAAGACGUAACACGAGACAAAGCCAUCGCCAUGGAUAUACCAGGGACAGACAUUAAUGACAAUGCUGGGGAGAAGGUGGAGAGAGCGGAGGAGAAUCAGUUUCUGGACGAAAUGCCGGAAAACUAUCAUUACCAACGGCGCCAUAGCCGAGCGGUGCUGUAUCACCUCUCCGGACAGUUCGAGAAACAGAACAAGGCCAAGACUAAACUGCAGCAGCUUAAUAGGGUGGGCACCACGAAAAUGCUACAUUCCAUAUCAGGCAAAAUGCCUGAAUACAAAGUACAGGAAGCCAAAAAGUCCCGCUAUAUCAUAGUGCAUUAUGGGAUAUUCAAAAUCGGCUGGGAUUGGUUGAUUCUGCUGUGCACAUUCUACAUCGCCAUCAUGGUGCCAUUCAACGCCACCUUUCAGGGAAAGAGGCGAGCAAGACAUUCCAUGUACUCCGAUGUUGUCGUAGAAAUUCUCUUCAUCAUAGACAUAGUAUUAAACUUCCGCACAUCGUACGUGAACAAGAGCGGACAGGUUGUAUAUGAAUCUCGCAUGAUUGCCAUGAACUACAUCAAGGGCUGGUUUCUCCUGGAUCUGCUGGCAGCCAUUCCCUUUGACCUCCUGUAUGCUGUACAGAUCAACACAAAUGCUGGAUAUCAUGUCGGCACCCUCAUCCAUCUGCUGAAAGUGGCGAGACUGCUGCGGCUGGCCAGGUUGUUACAGAAGCUGGAUCGCUACUCCCAGUACAGCGUCCUCGUCCUCACGCUACUCAUGUCCAUGUUCGCGCUGGCUGCUCAUUGGAUGGCCUGCAUCUGGUUUGCCAUCGGCAAGAAUGAAAUUGAAGAUAAUCCAAUGAACCGGACUGUUGGGUGGCUGUAUGAACUAGGGCACCGCAUUGAGAACCCGAUUGUGAAUCACACCAUUGAAGAGCUUGAUACCAUGACAUCGUAUGUGACGGCACUCUACUUCACCUGCAGCAGCCUCACCAGUGUGGGUUUUGGCAAUGUUUCUGCCAACACAAACAUUGAGAAAAUAUUCUCAGUGUGUGCUAUGCUUGCUGGAGCCAUGAUGCAUGCUGUCAUCUUCGGUAAUGUCACUGCAAUAAUCCAGAGAAUGUAUGCCCGGCGCCAAAACUUUCACUCCAGAACAAAGGACCUCAAAGAUUUUUUCCGUACCCACCACAUCCCCAAAACUCUGAAACAGCGAAUGCAAGAAUACUUCCAAACCAUGUGGUCCAUGAACAAUGGCAUUGACCUUCAUGAGAUUUUGAAAGACUUCCCUGAGGAGAUGCGUGGUGAGAUCGGACUUCACCUGAACCGUGAGAUUCUCUCCCUUCCCAUCUUUGAGAGUGCCACCCAGGGCUGCCUGAAGUCGAUCACCCUGCAGACACGCCGAAUCUUCUGUGCCCCAGGGGAAUUUCUCCUCCACAAGGGCGACGCUGUCAACUACAUCUACUACCUCUGCAGCGGUUCCAUGGAAGUCCUCAAGGAUGAGAUGGUCGUGGCUAUCCUCGGAAAAGGCGACCUGUUCGGUACUGACAUUGCAUUCGAGGAACCAAUCAGCAUCUCAGCCUGUGACGUGCGAUCACUGGCGUACUGUGAACUUCUAUGCAUCAACCUUAAGGGUCUGCUGGAUGCACUUGCCCUAUAUCCAGAAUUCUCUGAAAAAUUUGCUCAAGAAAUUCAACAUGACCUCACAUACAACUUAAGAGAAGGUCAUGAUGACUCAUCCUCUAUAGUCACAACGGAGGAUGAGGAGGAGGAGGAGGAGAGCCCCAUCGCCCCUGUCAUCACGCUGCCCUCCAUCUCAGAGGAUGAAGAGGAAAACACAGAUGACGACGAUGAUGAUGGCAAGGCUGGGGGCAUCAUCAACAAGCUUCAGUUCGCUGACGAAGACACUGACCAAUCAGACACACGAGAUCAUUCGUCGUCAUCCCCGCUACUCAACCAGUCUGACAGCAGCUUACAUACAAUUGUCCCAAAUGGAGAUUUGCAGGGAUUAUCGAGCUCUCAUCUCGCCGGACAGAGUAGACUCCCGCGGUGGUUUGCCACCCAACCCCGCCCACAUCAAAGGACCGACAUGGAGAAAGAAGAUGUUCUUCCAAACAGAAAACCAAGUCUUGCCACAGCAGAGAUGCGCUUCCCCACAGGUGGUGUGAAGCGGUACAGACAGAAUCGUGGUGGUGGUGCUGCAUCUAAAAUACGCGGAGGUCGACCUAUGCCUGUUUUAAGUCAAGUGUCCAACCAGCGGUCCCAGGAGGCAGUCCUUGUCCACAGCUUACAGGUAGAGAUGGAAGGAACUAGGAAUGCCGUCGAGACGUUGGAACACCGUAUAGAUGCCAUGUCUCGGGAGGUCAAAAAUAUAAGUCAAAAUGUGGACUACAUAUUGAAAGCUAUCAACUCACUGUCAAUGCCCUCCGAGUCACCAUCACCUUCCGGAAGACAGCAUUUCUCUUACGGCCAUUCACCUGACACGGACGCUUCAUCAUUAACAGCACAGGUGGGAUCCCGCCACAAUAGUUACAGUGACAGUAUACCCCACAGUCAUCCAGGGCGGUCCUCACUCUCACCAGCCUCCAGUGUCCAUGGAAACAGCCCAGGGGAGGCAACUCAUGGCGGUGGCAAAGGGGGGAAUUUGGAAGCAUUAUCAAUCAGGACAUUGAGGCAUAAGAGGCCUGAUGAUGCUUUAAACAUUGCAGCCAAACAAAAACUAGGGCUACCAUUUUCAGAUCCACAUUAUCGUAAAAAUGACAAUUUGCAUGAACUUCAACCGUCAACUAGUGCUUCUAAAGACAGUUUUCAGUGCCAGUCAGAGACAGGGGGAUCAACACCGAGUCCGUGCUUUCAGGAUAGGAGAGACUUUGCUGAAUUUGAAGGCAAAAAGGGUGUGGCAUCAGCAGCUCAUCCCAGCCAAUCAGAGGCAGUGUUUAACUUUGUCAACGAACUCACAGAGCCUAAGACAAAAAUAUUUGUCAGUCCUGAAGAUGUUUCCCUGGAGACAACUGAACUGUGAUACAUUGUCAGAUUGUGGUCCUCAGCCGACACUUGUCCUAUUUGUACUUACAUUGCCUCAUUGUUACAAUUUCAUCUUUGAUCGUCACUGGAGAGAGAAGUCAUUUAAGAGAUUUUGCAAGAUUAUGAAGACGUUAAAAAUUUACCACACUGUUAUUUCAAAUGGCACUUCAUUCUUACCGUUACUGUUUUAAUACUGAAAAUCUGUAUCUCAAGAACAAUCCCUGAUGUGUUAAAUUUCUACAUUUUACAAAGGAAAAUGUAAAGGUGCAGCGUCUCUUUACUGAAGUUUUUCUAGAUGAAAAAUUUCUUCACAGGACAUAUAGUUCCUAAUGUAGAAGAUUGGGUUAAGUAAAUGGCUAAUCCAAAGCAGGCUUCACCUGAGAUUUCAUUUAGGACAGCCUAUCUCAGUGGUAUCAAACACUUGAUACACUUAAGAGCUUGGCGUAACAAGGCUUUCUCCCACAGUGGGAAGCUAAUUUCAACAUCAACACAAUGAUGUUUCAUAUAUUUAGCACAAAAUAAAACAUACUUAUAAUUGAAAGUCUGGAUCUUUUUUCAAUUCUCUUACCACUAAAUUUUGUUAAAUAUUAAAAGCACAAACUCAUUUAAAGUUGCUAUCAAUACUGAUAAGUUUUUGAAAAUACUAUAAUCAAAACCUGUUUAAACUAUAUGAGUAAAACUCGCGUUCCCACCUUUUUCUUUUUCUUUCGCCAACUACUUAACAUUUGAGGAAAUAAAAAACAAAUUGAAAUUUGAACUUGUUAGAAUUUUCAAAUACCGUACAUGGACCCUAAAACUUUGGACUAAAAUCCAUAAGCAAAAUUGAGAAAAAAGGUCUGGCUAAAUAGAAUGUAAUAUCUACAUAUGAAGAUUGAAAAAACCUGUGAUGUUCGUGAAUUGACGCUGCACCUUUAGACCUGUGUCACAGCUUGAAUACAGAUUCCUCUGUUACCAUCACUGCCAGCAGCAUGACAACUGUGGUGGGAACACUGCUGGGCAUUUCAUUCAUCUCACCAUGUUGUAGAUGAGUGUUUGCCAUGUUGAAUUUGUAGUAUAUUUACUUCAUGUUUGUGUCAAGGUUCUCAUGAUCGAUAAUGUCACUGAUUUUCUUCAGCUUGUCAUUUAUCACUGUUUGUAUGAACUUUAAAUGUGGUUGUCAUUACAAUGCCAGUUUGCUUCAUGAAAUACUCAACAUAAGACUUCACAUCAGAGGUGUUCAACUCGGCAUUAAAUACUCAUCAGAAGACCUCACAUUAGAGGUGUUCCACCUUUCAUUAAAUACUCUUCAGAAGACCUCAUUUAUGAGGUGUUACAAUAACCCUUCAGUUUUCAGUGGAUAAUUCACAUGUUUAUGUGUAUUGCAGUUUGACAGAUUAGUCAACAAGCAGCAUUGUGGGCUGUUAUUACCAUGUUAUCUCAGCUGAAGGAUUUCAAGUUUUUUGCUUAAUUCUUUAGACAGUUCAAGUCAUGGAUGUUUCCUGUUUUAAGGAAGUUCCUGCUUGUUAUAUCAGCAGUGACUACACACUACUACAGCUGUUACCAUCAUUAAGUCUUGACCAUUCCACCAACACACCUACCUACCUACUCACCUUUCCCUACUCUUUGUGCUUGCCCACUGCUUGCAGCUUGUCAUACAAGUCUAGAUCUGUGAUUCUGCAAAUACAAGCAUCUUACCUACUAAUUAGGAAUCUUACUGAAUUCAUUUCUGAUUAUUUGAGAUAAAAUGAACCUAUAAUUGUCGAAACAUCAGUUUGAACACAACAGAGACUUGUGAUGUGUUGAAAUAGAUAACAUACAGACAUCUUGAACACACAUGGGAACAGUGAGCUGUUUCCAACAAUACCUUAAAGGAAACUAAGUGACAGUAAUUAGACCCGUACGCUUGGUCUGUGCUGAAUAUCCCUGACUGAUUACAGCAGUGAGGGAUCAGGUUGAGAUUGUCACAUCUACCCGCACAUAUACCACUCAGACAUAAGACGUCAUGGGUGGCCAAGGUGUCGGAGGCGCCACAGUUCACCGAGUUGUGUUUCUUGAGAGUGCUUGAAAUCUUAAAUCAAAUCCUUAGUUACCUCCAUUGUGUGUUUCUGAUUUUGUAGGCACUUUACCCGCUUCCCCAAAUGGUCAGCAUCUGAGACCUCUAUGACCUAAUGCUUCCUUCCCACAUCAAGCUGGAAUUCUGUUUAAAGUGGCUUUCAGCCCAAUUCAUUCAUUUAUACAUGUACUUUAUAACAUCCAGGUGUAAAAUCUCAAUCAAAUGUUUCAACUGCAUUACAAUGUUUCAUUCACAAUUUCCAAUUUCUUUCAAGUUAACUGAUUAGUUUAAACUUUCCCUGUAAACUUUGUAUAAGGUUGUGACUUAAAAAUACUCAGCCUUGUUAACUUUCUACAUAUUUUGAAAAAAAAAAGAUAUUUAAAAAAGAUGUGUCAUUAAGAUAUUUUAAAUAUGUGAUGGUUCAUUUGACUACCUCUUGUUCCUUGAUGUUAGAUGUCCAUGUGGAUUUAUCAAGUGUUGUCAUGGUUACUGUAAGUGUUCAUGAUGUCAGUUUUAUCAGUAAUAUCAGACUUGUCUAUCCAGCUGGAUGAUCAUGUCAAUCAGGAUUGGCAGAAAAGUUAAUGUUCAGACUUUAUGAAGUAAAUAUCUAAGGCCAUUUGGCUAAAUUGUUAGCAUUGUGUCAUUUUAUGAGUGCUUCUGGCUACAGCUGACUUAGCAAGUCUUGACGUCUGUUGUGAAGCAUGAAUAUGUAAGAGUUAUCUCCCUGGAGGGUAAAGUCAUGAUUUAAUGUGGUCCAAAUAUGGUAAACUACAGUGUUACUACUGACACAGUGACAUGUAUAUGUACUGGAACAUCCCUCAGACGAUUCCAUUUAUGAUUCUUGAAGAUUUAUAUUUCCUGGCUAUAUCUGUUGUUGUUACUGAGGGCCCUAAACAUGGAUUUCCUAUCCACAGGACCACCCUAUUAAUAAUAUACUAACACUUUUUUUAAAAUAUUAUAAAUAAUAUAUCGUAAAAAUAGUCAUAAUUAUGUGUUUAGAAAUCCAGUUGUAGUUUUUCUGAAGGAUUCCCAUGGUUUACCCAUCCUGUAUCCAUCAUUACCGUCCUUUUACCAUCCUAUAAUCAUUGUUAUCGUCCUAUUUCCAUCUAAGGUGAGUAAAUGUUGCUUUAUGCCAUCAGCAACUUUGUGGUUAUUUACAGCUGUCUAGGUAAGGAAACAGGCUAAUUCAACUUAUGCAUUAUCAUAUUUCAACAGUUUCUGCAUAUGUUCUGCACUAGUUUACACUGAAGCAAUUCACUGUCCAGAGUUGCCUCCCUCAUAUGUGCCAGGAUCUAAUGAUUGUGGGCUCAAAUCUCAGACUUUUACUCUUGGUUUGUCAGCUCCCAACAAUUUGGUUUCACUAAGUGAUAAACUACGACCCUUUAUAUCAAACUGAUGCAUUAAGAUAUUAACUGAAAUAGUGCUUCAUGUGCUGAAGCUAUAUUAGAACUUACCUCACUCACUCACUCGUCACAGUUACGAAAUGUAUUAUAGUUGUAGAUGCUACCUGGAAAUUGACCAAGUCUAAAGGGUUAAAUGCCAUGGUGAACACUGUUACAAGUGCACCAAGACAGCCUGUGCUGUGGAAUCCUGCCUGUUGCAGACAGCCAUGUGGUUGAUAGCAGGAGCACCUGUUCAUGUCACUGUGAUACCAUGGCUGUAUUAUAGGUAUAAAACUGGCUGUAUUACAGGUGUACGAACAACAUGCAUGUUCACGGAUCUACUUUGGUUUGGAUAUGAAGACUACUCUAGAUGGAUUAACGACAUAUUCUGGCGAAAUGAGUUUCAUCAGUUCUUGCAGAGUUCACUUUUGAGCAGGACACUUCAUCAUUUUUCAAACAAGUAUAUUUGUUUAUUUUAUGUUCUAUUACGGGAAAUAUUGUUUUCAUUUUAAGUAUUAUGUAUAGAAAUAUCUGUUUAUAUAUUUAUCAGCCCUGUUUUCCAAGUUGUUCCUGAGUGUUGGCGGCUACGUUCAUGUGAUAUUGACCCCUGGGUAAUGUUUGUCCAGUUUCUUGCAUGGCGAGGUUGGUGGGGGGUAGGUGUUGCACCUGGAGAACAAACCCUACAGACACUUACAGAUGUUCCACACUCAACAGACAGUCCACAGAUCUCUACUAUCUACAGACACUGCUCUCGGGACCCACCCCUCCAAGUACUCAAUAGAUUUUCAUACAGACGCUCAACACACUAUAUUAAGAAACUUUACACACAUUCAAUUGACAUUUCCACCCCACAUGGCCCCACCUCAAUCCCACUGAGCCCUACACUCCCCUUCCUGCCCCACUAUGGAUCACCACGGUCACCCCUUGGAGACCCUCUUUGGAGCCCUAGCCUCCCCAUUCAACUUGGAGCCCCAUCUUAGUCAUCUUAGUGCCCCCUAUGGCUCUAUGGAGAACACACACACAGCCACGUACCAACCCACCCAACCCCAUCCUACUUGGGGCCCUACCCUCCCAGUCCUACUUGGGGCCCCUCCACGGAGCCCCAUCCUACUUGGAGCCCUACCCUCCCAGUCCUACUUGGAGCCCCUCCACGGAGCCCCAUCCACUUGGAGCCCUACCCUCCCAAUCCUACUUGGGGCCCCUCCAUGGAUCCACACCCCACUUGGAGGUCUACCCUCCCAGUCCUACUUGGAGCCCCUCCAUAGAGCCCCACCCACUUGGAGGUCUACCCUCCCAGUCCUACUUGGAGCCCCUCCAUGGAGCCCCACCCCACUUGGAGGCCUACCCUCCCAGUUCUACUUGGAGCCCCUCCAUAGAGCCAUACCCUCCGAGUUCCACUUGGAGCCCCACCCCACUUGGAGGCCUACCCUCCCAGUCCUACUUGGGGCCCCUCCAUGGAGCCCCACCCCACUUGGAGCCCCUUCAUGGAGCCCCCACCCCACUUGGAGGCCUACCCUCCCAGUCCUACUUGGGGCCCCUCCAUGGAGCCCCCACCCCACUUGGAGCCCUACCCUCCCAGUCCUACAUGGAGCCCCACCCCACUUGGAGGCCUACCCUCCCAGUCCUACUUGGGGCCCCUCCAUGGAGCCCCCCACCCCACUUGGAGGCCUACCCUCCCAGUCCUACAUGGAGCCCCAUGGAGCCCCCCACCCCACUUGGAGGCCUACCCUCCCAGUCCUACAUGGAGCCCCACCCCACUUGGAGGCCUACCCUCCCAGUCCUACAUGGAGCCCCACCCCACUUGGAGGCCUACCCUCCCAGUCCUACUUGGAGCCCCUCCAUGGAUCCCCAUCCCACUUGGAGGCCUACUCUCCCAGUCCUACAUGGAGCCCCUCCAUGGAGCCCCACCCCACUUGGAGCCCUAUCCUCCCCAGGCUACGCCAUUCAGAUGAAGUAUUUCCAUGGUGCUACUCCGUGUAUAUAGUAGGACGUUGUAUUGUCAGUACAACUGUUUCUAAUGUUCAAUUUUACAUGUUUAUGUUGUGGUGAAUGUUUAAGUUUUCCAGAUUUAUCAGUGUUAGAUACAGAUAAACAGUUUUGACUUAAUUAAUAUUGCUCAACUUUUGUUAGGGAUCCUAAGAUAUAUUGCACUAUUUACAUGUGUAGAUCUGUAUUGACAUACAGCUGUAACAGGAAUACUGAAUACCUUUCAGAGUGGAAUUAAACCCAACUCACUCACUCGCUACAGCUGUAACAGUGUCUACAUGUGUUCCUUUAUUUUAUGCCAUCAGUAUAUUUGCAUUUCUUUGAAACAAAGCUGACAAUUCACAAUAUCUUGUAAACACAAUUCCUAAGUUAGAACCUGGUCCGUUUUUCAUGGAUCUGAGACAACAAACUAUAUUAUCCCACCGAUCUCUUUUUACAUAUUUGUUUUCUAUCAUCUAAAGUUUCUCGGCUACUCAUGUGUAGUUUUUUAUUCCUGGGAGUUCAUGUUCAUUUACAUGUACAUCUUGUCUAAAUGAUCUGUUCCAGGACAGUAACUGCAAUAGGAAUGAAUUCAGUCAUACUUAACAGUAACUGAAGAAAUCGCUAGAGACAGCCCAUCAUAACCUGUGACAUAAUAUGCCAGUGUUGAGGGGACCUGAACAUGGAACUGAUCUUUGAUUUACAUGUGCAACAAUCAAGAAUAUAGCCCUUGCAGUUGAAGGUAAUAGUUACAAUGUGUCACAAUACAAACUCAGCAUGGUUGCCCUGUGAAGAUCUGGGAGACUAUUUGUUUCAGUGGUGAGAUUUGCAGUGGUGAGAUGUCCUAGAUUCCCAACUGAACCACAUUCAUGUUAGUCACUGGGCACUCUGGUCCAGACUUGAUUAUUUAUGGACUGCAGUCACAUAGCUCAAACAUUGAUAAUUGUGACAUUAAACAACAAACAAAUAGUACUACUAUUUAACUGUAAACCAGUGAAACAGUAGAGUUAUGGACACUUUAAAGUAGCCACAGCACUGAGGGGAGAUAACUCUGGAGCGGAGAUUCAGUCUUAACACUGCUUUAGCUUCACCCAGUCAGACACAAGUCACCUCAUUUAUCUGUCUGGUUUUACCUCAUGUGUUUACUUCAGUUUUAUUUUGCUUACAUUUAAAAACACAUACUUUUUGACAAAGUGUGGUAUCUUUGUGAGUUGCACUGAAAUAAACUUACAAUCACCUUGUCAUCAUUCCUAGUAAUGGUGUUAUAAUUGCUGGUUGAUAAACUCAAUGAUUUAUGAAAGAAGAAAUGAAGAUCUGUAAAAUAUACUUCAUUUGAACAGGUUGGAAACAUUUAAUGACACGGAGUCAAGGAUGUGCAGACAAAUGUGUGGGGUUGUAUCCCUUAGGUGUCCCACGAUGAUAGGCUGACUAUCGUCCCACAGGAAUGGGUUACACAAGGCUGUCCACCUCUAUUAUGAUUGUUACUUCUGAUAUACAAGACUUAAACUGGCAUAAUCAACAUUAGAGACAUGCAUCCAUGAAAAUAAAGCUUCCUGAACAUGCCUAAGUUCUUGCACUUAGUCUGGGAGGUGGGGUAGCCUAGAGGUUAAAGUAUUCGCUCAUCAUGAAGACCUCCGUUCAAUCCCCCACUUGGGUACAAUGUGUGAAACCCAUUUCUGGUGUCCCCUCCGCUGGAUUAUUGUAAAACUAAACUCACUCACUCACUCUUUGCACUUCCAAGACCAAUUUAGAAUCAUCAACUGCUUCUGCUGAUUGUGUGACAUCAGUCUGUGAUAUCAAUCCGUGUCCAUAAAGGCAAUUCUCAGAAAGAUAAAUAAAAAAAAUGUGAUGUACGUCUAUACAAGUAUAUUUUCAAAACAUGCAUUUCAAGGGUUUUCUUCUGCUAAUCUGCUAAUGUGUAGGUUAUACAGUGCAUGAUGUUGGUUCAUCCAUGAACCAUAUCACACACAUGUUAUCUACCAACAGAUAUAUGUGUUAUCUACCAACAUAUACAGUGAAACCUGCCAACACCGGCACCUGUCUUAACAGGCACACUGUCAAAACCGGCAUAAAAACUUGGUCCCGCCAUUUUACAACGAUAUUAUGAUAAUUAAAACAUUGUCUAAUCCGGCACCUGUCUAUUCCGUAUUACGGCAUGACUUUCCUGUCCCAACAUGCAAUUUUAACUGUACUUAAAAGUUAACACUGUCUAAACUGGCAUGGGUAGGAGCGGUCUAAUCAAGGACUCGUAAUCCAAUACACUAAUUAAUCCUCAGGGCACGCCAAAUAAUCUCGGCACAUUAUAUUAUAGAGAUAAAGAGACUGACGAGUGUAACUGGCAGCCAUGUUUGAAAAUGAUGUAACUGUCUAAACCGGCAUUUUAUUUCGGUCCCAUGGGGUGCCGGUUUAGACAGGUUUGACUGUACAUGCGUUAUUCACCAAGUUAUCUGUAGACAUGCAUGUCAUCUACCUUUCAGUAUCAGCUUUAUUCCCGCUCAGUUACAUGCCUACUCUGGGGUUGCUUAGCAACGCUGUGAACGGAAACUUACACUCAUGUUGAGUCUCGAGAUUGCGAUCGCAUACGCAUUAAAUUAAUUUUUUUAAGGUCAUAUUUUAAAAGUGACCAUGAAGUGUUCAUUCCAAGUUCUGCUUAUGCUUGCAUUAUCCUGCUAUUAUUUUCUAGGAUGUAUACAAUGCGGAUGUCAUAUACAGAAAGGGUAAUCCAUUGUGAUUUAUUAAGGUCAUGUGUUGCUUAACAUCUUCCAGUCUCUAGGUAUAGCUUGAUGGCAACCUUAAAUUAUGUUAAUUUUAAAACCAGAUGUUGUUUAAAUCAGUGGUAGACUAUCAUGGUAAAUCCUAAACAAUAGGAUAGUUUAUUAACCCAGUGAUGAAAUGGUUAUCCUGUCAGUUAUACUGAGGAAAGCAAUGAACUGUACAAGGCAUCCUCAAACAAUGGUAAGUUUAUGUUACUUAAGAAUUGAGCAAUUGUACCCAUUCUCUGUCCACCUCAUCUGUAUGAUGGUCUCAGAUAAACCUGUUCUUGUUUCUUGUUGAUCUGGAGGCUUUCCUGUCAUGUUCGCUGUUGACCUUCAUGGCCAUAAGGUUGGCCAUUGUUGAACAAGUCUGUGACAACCCCACACUCACCCAAACUGUAUAUGGUCAUUUUUACAAUGGUAUUAAACCUGAUUAUCAAAAUAA
Haliotis rubra (blacklip abalone) is the source of this 12298-nucleotide messenger RNA. Its product is annotated as potassium voltage-gated channel subfamily H member 8-like. The transcript has 16 exons. The record is from RefSeq and is a predicted model, not a curated record. Gene Ontology annotation, biological process: potassium ion transmembrane transport; regulation of membrane potential. Bases 336 to 3719 code for a protein of 1127 amino acids. Gene Ontology annotation, molecular function: voltage-gated potassium channel activity. Gene Ontology annotation, cellular component: membrane. Lineage: Eukaryota; Metazoa; Mollusca; Gastropoda; Lepetellida; Haliotidae.